UACACACAAACAAAUACAAAUACAAUGACAGAUAAUAAUAAUAUACUUCAAUUUAAAGAGUUUAGUGGAUUUGUUAAUAUAUCAUUCUGGCAUGAGUUGUCUCAGAAGAAGUUGGAUGUAUUCAAGUUGAGUGAUGCACCUGUACCAAUCAAUGCAUACUAUACUUAUGCCACAGCUGCUCAAUUGGACCCUUUCUUAAACUUGGAGUAUAACUCAUUCCUACCAUACAACAACAGCAGCAGCAAUGUAGCUGAAGACUCUGCUCCUUCAUUCAGAGUGCCACCAAAGUCGAUCGUUGUAGGUGGUACACUCUACAACUAUAACACCAAGGAGGACUUUAAAGCUGCUCCCAAGGUCAAACUAUUUGAGGACACUGCAAAGGCUAUCUGGGAUGACAUUAUGAGUGGCGAAGCAGAGCGUGAUCCAUUGAGAUUGAACAGGUACUUGUUGUUGACCUUUGCAGAUAUCAAGAAUCAUACAUUCUAUUAUAUGUUUGGUAUACCUGCUCUGUCAUUCACUACACCAAUCACUGUGAGCAAGUGCGAGCCAAUCACACAGUUGCUGAAUGAGGAGCAGAUCAAGUCACUCAAGAGUCAGGCACCAUAUCAACCAUUCUUUUUGCUUCAAGCCAAUAGUGCUGAUGUCAAGCUCGGACAGCUAUCUCAGUGGAAUGAGUUCUAUGGCACAACAACAUCAACACCGAUUGUUGGCUUCUGCGACCCUUGCAACCUUGCUUCCAACCCCGGAUGGCCUCUUAGGAACUUGCUCUACAUGCUGGCCGUUCGUCACAAUGUGAAGGAGGUUACCGUCGUCUGUCUACGUGACACCAAGUCAUCGAUCGAUACCUCCAUCGUACUCACCGUAUCACUACCCGAGCAAUCCAAGGAGUGGAGUGGCAAGUCGGUCGGUUGGGAGAAGGACACCAAUGGAAAGAUCCUUCCAAGAUCAGUUUCACUUGCAUCCACAAUGGAUCCACUCAAGUUGGCCACACAAUCAGUCGAUCUCAAUCUGAAGCUCAUGAGAUGGAGAAUCCUCCCAGCACUGAACCUCGAGUUGAUCCAGAACACCAAGUGUCUACUCCUUGGUGCUGGUACACUUGGUUGCAAUGUUGCCAGAUGUCUAAUGUCAUGGGGCGUUAGGAAUAUAACCUUUGUUGACAGUGGAAAGGUAUCUUAUAGCAAUCCAGUGAGACAGACAUUGUUCACAUUCAAUGAUUGUAUCGCACCAAAGGGCAAGGACAAGGCUUUGGCUGCGGCAGAGUCACUCAAAUUGAUCUUCCCCGCGAUGAACUCCAAGGGUGUGAUCAUGUCAAUCCCCAUGCCCGGCCAUUCAGUACCCGAGAAUGUCACUGAUCAGGUGCGAGCAGCAUACGACACACUGGUCGAGUUGGUUGAGCAGCACGAUGUCAUCUUCCUUCUCACCGAUUCUCGUGAGUCUCGUUGGCUACCAACACUACUUGGUCGUGCCAACAACAAGUUGGUCAUCAACUCUGCCCUUGGAUUUGACAGCUUCCUUGUCGGACGUCAUGGUGUGAGGACUCCACAUCCUGAUGAGUCACCAAGCAACGAAGGUGCUGACUUGGGUUGUUACUUCUGUAACGAUGUCAUUGCUCCAUCAGACACCUUGAAGGACAGAACAUUGGGAUCAACAAUGUACAGUGACUAG
Messenger RNA from Acytostelium subglobosum LB1, 1665 nucleotides. RefSeq lists its product as hypothetical. The annotation marks the transcript as partial. Lineage: Eukaryota; Evosea; Eumycetozoa; Acytosteliales; Acytosteliaceae. The record is from RefSeq and is a predicted model, not a curated record. The transcript is spliced from 5 exons. Gene Ontology annotation, molecular function: Atg8 activating enzyme activity; Atg12 activating enzyme activity. Gene Ontology annotation, biological process: autophagy of mitochondrion; protein modification by small protein conjugation; cellular response to nitrogen starvation. Gene Ontology annotation, cellular component: cytoplasm; phagophore assembly site.